Messenger RNA from Dibothriocephalus latus, 321 nucleotides. The record is from the annotation of a GenBank genome assembly. NCBI's taxonomy places the organism in Eukaryota, Metazoa, Platyhelminthes, Cestoda, Diphyllobothriidea, Diphyllobothriidae.
CAGCUGGCGUCGCAUUCCGUAGCCACUGGUAGCCGACUCCAGUCCAUUGUGGUGGCGGGACUACGCGAGGCCCUGUUGGACCGGUUUCCGGCAGAGUUGAAAGUUUCAAACUCCCCCCUGACCGGUGGUGUGGAAUCUCUGGAGGCCAUCUGUCGGUUUACCGUUGGUCAGCAGAAGACACACAAGAGACCCCCCUUCGCUCGCCAAGCAGACCAUCCGGAGCAGGAUUCGGUAUCCGUUUACUGUCCGCCCGAUGCCGCAGCUGAGGGGGACGCCCUGCCUAUUGAGGAGGACUUCAGCGAUUCUGAACUCCCUCGGUAG